AUGGGAAAAAUCUUGGAAAAAAACAAAAAUGAGAAGUUGAAAAGAAUAACAAAUAUGGUGUUCUAUACUGAAACAUUGAGGCUAAUCAAGUUUUACCUGCACAGCUUUUCUUUUGAUACAUCGGCUAAAUCUCUUCAACACUUUGCGGAUUUGCAAAGUAAAAAAGGAGAUCAGAAAGAUCAUGGCGGUUUAGCUGGGGAAACAUCAGUAUUCAAUGCCGGAUGUACAGAAAACCGCAGUAGAGGCAGGUCUUCUGGUGACAGCAGCUCUGUGGAGUACAAUGACAUUAGAACGAGCGGCAUUCAUGUACGUUGUGAUGAUCAAAAAUGUUUAUUUCUUGAGGAAAUGCGAAUAUUAAUACUGUCGCUCAUACCAACCGUUGAAAAGAGAUCUAGAGAAUCUCUGCAAAGGUACCACCUGUUUGUACACUUAAUCGAAUUGUCGCUGGACUGUCAAAAGUCAAAAUAUCAAAAGGUUAGCGAGUUUUUAAAUGCCAAUUUUGCCUUAGAUGCAGACGACAUUAUUGGGCAUGCGUGCAGAGGAAACUACGGCACACUCAUAAACAUAAAUCCAGAGCUGGGGCCUGCAGUGGAGGAGUUGAGUAUGCAUAGAGAAAGGGCUCUGAGCAAUAAAGAGAUUCAGGAACUGCAGAGCAAGUAUAAAAUUCCAAAAUUUUUAAUGAAGAUAUUAACCGGAAAAUUUAGAGAUUUUAAAAACAGUUUAGAAGAAGAUUGUUAUUUUCUGUUGCAUGGCCUACGAACGUGUUCUUCCAACGUGUUUUUGAAAAUAUUUGAUGGUGAUAUGCAGGCUCUAUCUUCCCAGGAACAUAGUUUUACAAAACUAAUGUUUCUGCUGAUCUAUCCUAAUUCUGACUUAAGAACCUUUGAGAGGUGUUUUGAAGAUCUGUUUUUCGAAACAUUUGAUGACGACUAUCUUAUUGGAUUGGACUUUCUCGCCUUCUCUCGAAAGUGCCAAUUUUAUUUCGAUUAUUUGAUUCAAAAUAUUCCCUUGAACUGUGUCACUGUCGAGAGUCUAGUCAGGUUUGCCACCAAGAAUGGCUUAAGGAAGGAGCCAAUAAUUGAGAAGUUUGGAUGCUUGCUGCAGGACCAAAAGGAGUAUGAUCAGCUGUGUAGAUUUAUUUUAAAUAACAAAAUGAAGGGCUUUAAGUAUAAAAAGGACUUUUUGGAGUACUUUAUUGAUAAUUUUGAUCGAUUCAGAUUUUUCAUAUCAGAUGAAAUGGCGGAAGACAGGUCCAUACAGUUUAUAUCAAGUAUGAGCAAUAUUGACUUCGUUGACGAAACGUCUCUACGAGACAUGUUUAUUUCUGAACACUUCUUUUGGUUUAUUGAUAAAAUUAUGAGCUCCCUGUCAGUGCGAACUGAUUUGAGCGAGAAGGUGAUAUUAGACCUGAUAAAUACACUUUUUGAGCAUGAGAAUCGAUUUAGAAUGCCCUUGAAAGAGUAUAAAUCCAUUUUAGCCAAGAAGCUCAUCAGGUGA
Vittaforma corneae ATCC 50505 is the source of this 1497-nucleotide messenger RNA. RefSeq lists its product as uncharacterized. NCBI's taxonomy places the organism in Eukaryota, Fungi, Microsporidia, Nosematidae. The record is from RefSeq and is a predicted model, not a curated record. Bases 1 to 1497 code for a protein of 498 amino acids. The transcript has a single exon.